AUGGUGCAACCCAUGGGCUUGACCAAGCAGGGCUACGAGCAGCAGUUCGGCAUCAACCACAUGGGCAACGCACUGUUCGUCCGCAAGCUGCUGCCCCUACUGCAGCGUACGGCAGAGCAGGGCCACGAGGCACGCGUCAUCAUCAUGACCAGUCUUGCCUGGACGCAGGCCCGCAACGGCGGCAUUAUGUCUGAGGGCCUAAAAGCCGAGCAGGACAUGUUCCUGGGCAAAUUCAUGCGCUAUGCCCAGAGCAAGCUGGCCAACCUUCUCUAUGCCAAAGAGCUCGCACGACGGUAUCCCGACGUCACCACUGUCAGUGUUCACCCGGGCCUCGUCAUGACAGGCCUCAUAAACGGUCUUCCUACCCUAUACAAGCUGGUCAUUUCCCACGCCGGCAAGCAGAUCAAGCCCGAAGAGGGCGCUUGGUCACAGCUGUGGUGUUGUGGGAGCUCAAGUCUGAAGAUUGGUGGUCACUACGCAGCACCACCUGUUGGCGGGUUGUGUACCCAGACAUGCCAGUACUCGGAGGACAAGUUUCUGGCUGCCAAAUUGUACCACUGGACGGAGACUGAGCUUGCCCCUUUCCUGGAGUAG
Messenger RNA from Anthostomella pinea, 594 nucleotides. The record is from the annotation of a GenBank genome assembly. NCBI's taxonomy places the organism in Eukaryota, Fungi, Ascomycota, Sordariomycetes, Xylariales, Xylariaceae.